AUGGGCAGGUGCUUACAACAACAGUCGAAAGAGUUUCUAUUUGAAGACGAAGAUUGUGAAUUUAUUAUCAUGAAUCCUGCGCUCGGUUGCAAAAAACUAUCACUCAAUAAUAUAAAGAUUCGUUCGAUUGCACUCUUUAUUUCUUUUAGCAAAGAUGCGAUUUUUGACUUGGACGAUGACCAAUUUCACACAUUUGGUUUUCAUCCAAUUUUUCGUGACUUUUCCGAUGACUCAAAUUCGUUUGCAAUCGAUUAUGUCCAAUAUUAUGCACUGAAUUGCUGGGCAAACGGGUGGAAAAUCGUCGUUAUAGCGUCUUCCCACUCUAGAUUUUGUGAAGAAAUUACUAGAUUCAUACGCGAAAUCCGUAAAGUUUGUGACAAUCUAACUUUGGAUAUUGUUAUUAUCCAACCAAAAAAUAAUGAAAAUAGUGUUAAUGAGGAUAAAGAAAACAAUAAUUAUAUUAAAAAUUUUCAUACAAAUGCUUCUCCCACUGCUCUAAUCUCUUAUCCUUCUGAAGGACUCAAUAUUCUUUUUAAUACUCACAGAACUCUCAUGAUCGACAGGAAUGCUAGCGAUGAAAUUCGUUUUUACAAUAAAAAGGAGCCUUAUUACGAAUUCACUAAUUUCUUUCAUGCUCCUAUUCGAAUUGAUUAUAAAGAAUGGAAAACAUCUGAAAGUUAUUGUUAA
This is a messenger RNA of Cetraspora pellucida, 687 nucleotides long. Lineage: Eukaryota; Fungi; Glomeromycota; Glomeromycetes; Diversisporales; Gigasporaceae. The record is from the annotation of a GenBank genome assembly.